AUGGUGCCGCCUAUUGUCACGCUGCAAGACAAGGUGAUGCUGGUGGAUGACCGGCUCGACAGACGCCCUGGAAGCCACUCACUGGGAUGUACAAACCACGUAUUCAGAGAUGCAAUCAUCGAGGCCAUCAAUGUCUUCGCCGAUUGCAUCUCUGAAUACAUUGGGUUCUGCAUGGACAACUCCAUCCCCACUAAAGAGGUCCACUGCUACCCAAACAACAUACCAUGGGUAACCAGUGACCCCAAGGCCCUACUCAAUAAGAAAAAUAGGGCCCUUAGUUCAGGGGAUUGUGCAGAGCUCAAGCAUAUUAAGAGAGAACUUAAACACGGCAUCAGGGAGAGUAAGGACAACUAUAAGAGAAAACUGGAAGACGAACUGGAAAACAACAACACCAGGGACAUAUGGGUUGGGAGGAGGGAGAUCACCAACUUACAGAGGAAAGGUGGAGGAACAGCUUAUGGAAAUGAACAACAAGCUAAUGAGUUCAACCAGUUUCUCAACAGGUUUGACUCCAGCUCCCCCACCCUCAUCUCCUCAGGACACCACCUGCAGCUGAACGUGGCGAAGACGAAAGAGAUGGUGAUGGACUUCAGGAGGAACAAGCCCCUGCAUUCUCCAGUCUGCAUCAGUGGGACUGACGUUGACAGUGUGGAUUCAUACAAAUACCUGGGUGGGAUGCUGGACGAUAAACUGGAGCAGACUCCAAACAUGGAGGCAGUUUACAAUAGGGGCCUGAAAUACGCACCGCCUCAGGACGCCAGCCCCUGCACUAAGCGUUUAUCAGAAAUCGAGCGGCAGUGGAUGCACUGCUUCGGCAGAUCCGUGGAACUUUUUUUGUCGGCAGAUUACAAGCUCCCAGAGGAUGCUUUCAACUGGUGGAAGCGUUUACAGCUUGAGCGGCGCAACUUCAGUGCCUACAGUGAGACAGUGGGCAGGCUGUUUGAGAUGAUCCCACCCAGUCCAGGUCUGAGCGAGCCCCGCCCCGGCAGCUGCAGGACGUGUUCUCUGGUGGGGAAUUCUGUUAAACUGAAAGGAUCGAAUUAUGGACCUGAAAUAGAUUCUCACGACAUUGUCAUAAGAAUGAACCAUGGUCGUACCAAAGGCUAUGAAGUGGACGUCGGGACCAGAACAACUCAUCACAUCAUGUAUCCAGAGAGUGCCGUGGACUUGGAUAACACCACUCACCUCGUGCUGGUGCCUUUUAAGAUACAGGAUCUUGAGUGGCUCAUGAAGGCCUUCACCACAGGGUUUCAUGGAACGUCUUAUGUGCCAGUAAAAUCACAUAUCGCAGCUAACAAGGAGAUGGUGAUGGUGGUGAAUCCAGCUUUUAUGAGGUGUGUUCAUGACAGCUGGCUGUCAAAGAAUGGCCAUUAUCCCUCUACCGGCUUUAUGGCUUUGAUUCUUGCCCUGCGUAUUUGUGAUGAGGUCCAUGUGUUCGGUUACGGAGCAGACAAUGAUGGAAACUGGAGCCAUUACUGGGAAAAACUCAAAGACAAAAAGUUCAAAACUGGAUUACAUCCUGGAACUCAUGAGUACAGUAUCAUCCAGAAGCUAGCGGAGAAACAAAUACUCAAGUUUUAUGAAGGGCGCUGAUGUUUCUCUCGUAAAUUGUGCAAAAUCCUGAUAGGAGAGACUCAAAAGCUCCUUUUAAAAAGCUUCAGUUAAAACAAUUUUUUUAUUUAAUCUUUUUUUUUUUUUUUUUUUUACGGUGCAUCUUAUCAGAUCUGUUUUUGCAUGUCUGCUAGACACCCAUCUGCCAGUUUUAGAAAGCUUAAGUUUAAAUGGAAACACAUUUGUUCGUGGUGCUUCUUUUCAGAUCAGUUUUUGCAUGUCUGAUAGAGACCCAAAAGCUUCAGUUUGGCAUCUUCACUUCAAAGAUUUUGAGGGCUUCAGUUUUGCAUCUUAUCAGAUCUGUUUUUGUGUUGUAUAAUAUAUGAAAAACCUUUCAGCUUGAAAAAACAGGCAGCCACCUUUGCAAGAGCGGUACAUUAUUUGCAUAUAUCCCUGGCUGGUAGUCAUGCUGUGACUUGACUUUAUAUUGUAUAUGGUAACUAAUAACUUUAUGGAUUCAGGGUAAAAAAACAAAAAUGGUUUGGUCCUCUUAUUUAGUACAUAAAUUGCUCACAUGCAGGGAAAAAAAAAGGUCUUGCUUAGCCAUUUUACAGCUUUUCAGUCCCAUUUAUGUACUUCAGUUUUUUUUUUUUAGGAGAAUUCUGCAACGUUGUUUUGCCGUGAAGCUCCAGAAGUGUUUCGUGGACUAUCAAACUUCACCCCGCUUUCCAUCAGCAUGGGCUGCAUCAGAAAUGUUUUGGCCAAACUUAACCUGUAAAGUGUAUAAAGUUAUGC
Messenger RNA from Acanthopagrus latus (yellowfin seabream), 2346 nucleotides. RefSeq names its product CMP-N-acetylneuraminate-beta-galactosamide-alpha-2,3-sialyltransferase 1-like. Gene Ontology annotation, molecular function: beta-galactoside (CMP) alpha-2,3-sialyltransferase activity. The transcript has 8 exons. Lineage: Eukaryota; Metazoa; Chordata; Actinopteri; Spariformes; Sparidae. The record is from RefSeq and is a predicted model, not a curated record. Bases 1 to 1593 code for a protein of 530 amino acids.